AUGCGGCGCAGCCCCCGUCCGGGCUCGGCCGCUGCCCCGCACAGGCACCCCCCCAAUUUCUACAGCGACAACAGCUCAGUGAGCGCUACCUCGGGGGACAGCCAAGGGCACCGGUCCCCGGGGCCGGGGCCCGGGGAGCCUGAGGGCGGAAGAGCCCGGGGCUCGAGCAGCGGUGAGCCCGCCUUGAGCUCAGGAGCGCCCGGAGGAACCGUGUGGGCUGGAAGCUCUCGGCAGAAGCCGGCGCCCCGGAGCCACAAGGGGCCGACGGCCUGUGGCGCGGCAACCGUGAGGGGCGGGGCCUCGGAACCGGCUGGGUCUCCUGUAGCCCCUGAGGAGCAGCUCGACCUUCUCCCCACGCUGGAACUGAGGCAGGAGAUGCCUACCUCUCGGGUGUCCAAGAGCAUCCUGAGCCAUCUCUUCCAGGUCCCAAGCGUGUUGUUAUGCUUGUUAGGAGAUGUGCUGGUCAGUGUGUACAGGGAGGUCUGUUCCAUCCGCUUCCUGCUCACGGCUGUGUCACUGCUGAGCCUCUUUCUGGCAGUGCUUUGGUGGGGGCUCCUGUAUCUAGUCCCUCCUUUGGAGCAUGAACCUAAGGAGAUGCUGACUAUGAGCGAGUACCACGAGCGAGUUUGCUCUCAGAGGCAACAGCUGCAGCAGCUCCAGGCUGAGCUGGAUAAACUCCUCAAAGAGGUGGCCAGUAUCCGGGCCACCAACAGCGAGACAGUGGCUAAGAUCGUUAUCCAGAGGCUGAAUGAGGACUUCGUGCAAAAACCCGACUAUGCGCUGAGCUCUGUGGGAGCCUCCAUUGACCUAGAGAAGACAUCUCACGACUACGAAGACGUGGACACUGCCUACUUCUGGAACCGCUUCAGCUUCUGGAACUAUGCAAGGCCCCCCACAGUUAUCCUGGAGCCAGAUGUGUUCCCUGGAAAUUGCUGGGCGUUUGAGGGUGACCAGGGUCAGGUGGUGAUCCGUCUGCCAGGUCGUGUGCAAUUGAGCGACAUCACCCUGCAGCACCCACCCCCCAGCGUGGCGCACACCGGGGGAGCUGACAGUGCUCCUCGUGACUUCGAGGUCUAUGGUCUCCAGGUUGAUGAUGAGACUGAAGUUUUCUUGGGGAAAUUCACCUUCGACGUGGAGAAAUCUGAGAUUCAGACUUUCCACCUGCAGAAUGACCCCCCAGCCGCCUUCCCUAAGGUGAAGAUCCAGAUUCUAAGCAACUGGGGCCACCCUCGCUUCACAUGCUUAUAUCGAGUCCGUGCCCAUGGCGAGCGAACCUCAGAGGGGUCAGGGGAGAAUACCACAGGGACCACUGGUGGCGCCCAUUAAACAACUACUGGUUGGAGUAGUGCGAAGGUCUGUGCUGAACUGGGUCAGUGCCACAGGGGAAUUGCUCUAUCGAAAAUCUUGGCUGCUUGAAGCAUCUAGAUAUAGAGGCUUUCCACAGCACCCCCCUUCCUUGGAGAAGUCCAGCUUAAUAUCAUAGGAGCUAUUCUCACUUAAG
This is a messenger RNA of Echinops telfairi (small Madagascar hedgehog), 1501 nucleotides long. RefSeq names its product sperm associated antigen 4 (gene SPAG4). Gene Ontology annotation, biological process: nuclear envelope organization. Lineage: Eukaryota; Metazoa; Chordata; Mammalia; Afrosoricida; Tenrecidae. The record is from RefSeq and is a predicted model, not a curated record. Gene Ontology annotation, molecular function: protein-membrane adaptor activity. Gene Ontology annotation, cellular component: meiotic nuclear membrane microtubule tethering complex; nuclear envelope.